AUGAUCGAAGCACCUCACACCUCCGCCAAUGGCACCAAUGUCUCUAGUCCAGAGCCUUACACCGUCUCCGAGAAGAUCUUGGGCGAAGCCCGCCAUCUGCGGGUGAUAUCUGUUGGUGCAGGAGCCUCUGGCUUAAACCUGGCACAUCAGAUCAGUCAACAUAUGCGCAAUAUUGACCUGACUAUCUACGAGAAGAACCCUGAGGUUGGGGGGACUUGCUACUCGCGGGCACCCGAAAUUCUGGAAUACUUCAAGAAUGUUGCUAAGAAGUACGACCUUUAUCGAUUCAUCAACUUGAACCACAGCGUCAUCAAUGCCGAGUGGGUAGAAAGUGACUCAAUCUGGAAAAUCAAGGUCCAAGACAAUGCCACGGGCAGGAUCAUUGACGACUGGUGUCAUUUCAUGAUCACUGCGUCCGGCAUUCUCAACAACUGGAAGUGGCCUGAUAUUCCGGGUUUACACAGCUUCAAGGGUGAACUCCUUCACAGCGCAGCGUGGAACAAGAAUGUCUCAUGGGAGGGCAAGACUGUUGCAGUCCUUGGCUGCGAUGUGAAACAACUCGUCACAUUUAUUAGGACUCCGACAUGGAUUACAGCUGGAUUUGCUCAAAACAAGGCAGGCCCGAAUGGAUCAAACUUUGCUUUUAGCGAGGGACAAAAAGAACAAUUCAGAAACGAGCCGGAAACUUAUCUAAAAUAUCGAAAGGAGGUUGAGCAUGAGCUUAACAGCCGAUUCAGAUUUAUUAUUAAAGAUAGCCCGGACCAAGCUGAAGCUGUUCGUUUCUCGAUCGAUGAGAUGAAGAAGAAGCUAGGCAAAGACUCGCCUCUCCUCAAAUAUUUGAUUCCGACAUUUGCUGUUGGCUGCCGCAGACCUACCCCUGGAAAUGGCUACUUGGAAUCUCUUGGGAAGGAGAAUGUCAGAGUGGUCACAGAUAGCAUCUCUGAGAUUGUACCGGAAGGAAUAAAGCUAUCUACUGGCGAGGUUAUCGCUGUAGAUAUGUUUAUUUGUGCCACGGGCUUUGACAUCUCCUUCCGUCCACGCUACCCCAUCACUGGACGCAAUGGGAUUACUCUGGGCGAUCAGUGGAAGAAAAAGCCUAGCGCUUACUUAUCUCUUGCGGUACCUAACUUUCCAAAUCACUUCAUGUUCCUUGGUCCGAGUGCACCAAUUGGACAUGGCUCUGUCCUACCCAUCGUUGAGCAUUCGACCAAGUAUAUCCUCAAAAUGAUACACAAAUGCCAGACUCAGGAUGUCAAGGCCGUUACUGUGAAUCAGCAAGCAGUUGACGACUUUGACGAGCAUAUCCAGGUCUUCAUGCAACGCACAGCCUGGACAACUCAUUGCCGAUCUUGGUUUAAGAACGGUACCGUGGACGGCCCUGUUGUUGCCUUGCACCCUGGCAGUCGAGUUCACUGGUUCCACAUGCUAGACGAGCCGCGCUACGAGGAUUAUGCCUGGGACGGAAUCAAAAAGAACCGCUUCAGUUAUUUGGGCAAUGGCUUCUCAUCAAAGGAGGCGAAUGGUAAAGACACCGCGUACUACUUCGACAACCCUACUGCCGGCUACGAGUGGGCAGCAGCAUGA
Penicillium arizonense is the source of this 1584-nucleotide messenger RNA. RefSeq names its product flavin-containing monooxygenase. The record is from RefSeq and is a predicted model, not a curated record. The coding region runs from base 1 to 1584 and encodes 527 amino acids. The transcript is spliced from 7 exons. NCBI's taxonomy places the organism in Eukaryota, Fungi, Ascomycota, Eurotiomycetes, Eurotiales, Aspergillaceae.